Diaporthe batatas is the source of this 4605-nucleotide messenger RNA. RefSeq lists its product as uncharacterized. Gene Ontology annotation, cellular component: cytoplasm. The transcript has a single exon. Gene Ontology annotation, biological process: tRNA methylation. The coding region runs from base 106 to 3729 and encodes 1207 amino acids. NCBI's taxonomy places the organism in Eukaryota, Fungi, Ascomycota, Sordariomycetes, Diaporthales, Diaporthaceae. The record is from RefSeq and is a predicted model, not a curated record. Gene Ontology annotation, molecular function: protein binding.
CGCUGGUCUUGACGCGAUCGCAGCCACAAACCGGCACGCCGCCGAAUUUUUGACUCACCCACCCGUACAUAAUUUUCUUGACACCCGCACCCACGACCUUACGACAUGAACCGCCAUGUGCCGCCCCGUCUCCAACGGCAACAUGUCCACUGCCCUAUCACUGCGCUAGCAUUCUUCAGGCCGCCGGCCGCCGCCGGCAGCGGACCGCUUUACGUCCUCUCGGGCGAGGACACCUGCCUAAAAGUCUACGAUGCUGAGACCCGGCUGCUGCGCGCCACGGUUCGCGUCUUCGCCGCGCAGCCCAUCCAGGGCAUCUCAGCCCCCAGCGCCACUGGGGAGGAGGAGGAGUCGGCCUCGUCGGACAGUGUGCUCAUCUGGGGUGGCCCGCUCGUGACGGUCCUGCCGGCGUCGGUGCUCGCCGGCCUUCUCCGCGACGGGGAGGACGGGGAGGACGGGCCCGGCUGUACCGCAGAACACACCGUGCCCGAGAGGCUGGUGCUGCGCGCGCCGGACUGGAUCUACCACGGCGCCGUGUCAGCCCACCAGCCCGGCCUGGCAGCGGUCGUGACGGCUCACAACGAGGUCAUACCCUUACUGCGUGCCCGAGGGCCCGCCGGCGGCGGCUGGGGUUUCGGGCAGCUGAGGUCGCCCCCGUCCCGGCCGAUCCUGUACUCGGCGCAGAUCAGGUGGACCCUCGGCGGCGAGGUACUGGUCGCGGCGGGGACCGUGUUCGGGGAGAUCAUUGUGUGGAAGUGCCGCGUCGCCACCGCCGGCGGGGAUGACCAUGAUGACGAGGCGGCGGUCGAGGUCCUGCAAGUCUUCACCGGCCACGAGGGCUCCAUCUUCGGCGUUGACUUCUCCCCGGAGGUCGUGAUAGACCGCACGACCAAUGCACCGUCCAGGCUGCUGGUGAGCUGCAGCGACGACCGGACGGUACGCGUGUGGCAUGUUUCCGAGGCGGGUUCCGCCCGGAGGAAGAGCCUGGCCGAUCGCGUUUUCACCGAGGCGAGGGAGACGGGCUUCGGCGAGAACUUAUCUGCCACGGAGCUUGAGGCUAUGGCCAGUCACCCUUCUGCGAAACCGCUGGCGGUGGCCAUGGGACAUGUUUCGAGGAUAUGGAGCGUGCGAUUUUCUACGCAGAGCAUGAACUAUACUUCCUCAGGCGGGGCACUUAGGAGCUUGGCAUUGUAUUCCUUCGGCGAGGAUGGCACGGCGCAGAAGUGGAGGCUUCAGUUUGACGAGAAGAGCGGGAAUGGAUCGCCUGGUCCAGACGACACGGUUCUGGUGGCCGGUCUCACGCACAGGGCGACGUUCCACAACCACGAUGGGAAACACGUCUGGUCGAGCGCUCUGCAUUUCCCCGCGCCGUCGUCGGCAGAGAAAGAGCUCCUUGCUACUGGUGGCAGUGAUGGCAAUAUACAGCUUGUGGAGGAGAGCCUGACACGGCUCGAAGGGGACGCCGCCUCCGCUCUGCAAACUCAUGAAGCCUCGGCGCUCUCGAGCAAACCCCCAGCCGGCCAGACCAGCUCAAAUGCUCGUUAUCUGGCUGACAGUGGUCCCGUCGACAGCGAGCCACUGCACAUGUACGGACUCCCAUCGGCAACGUCUGUCGUUGCAACGACAGCAUCAGGACGCAUCUUGGCCGGAUCCCUGGGUACCGCUGGGGCGUCCUGGAAGGAAUGUGCAGUGCCUCAAUCAACAUGCGAUGAUCUAAGAAAUUACCAGACUGUCCGAAACGCAGGGCCGGAUACCACGCUCAUCGGGUCUCCCAGUGGACAAGUCUAUGUUUAUGUCAACGAUAAUAUUCGACCGGUUAUCAAACUGCACCGGAAGGUCGCCGAUAUGUUUGUUCUACCCCUGGAAGACUUCUGUAGGCUUGGGCUCUGCGAGGCAGUGUCCGGCCAAGUAGCGACCGCCGUGACGACCAUGGGGAGCUCAGAAGUUAGGCUCCUGUUGCUGGAUCCUGUGGCAGAGCAAGUUGUUGUGCAUGAAGUCUGCAUAGAACUGGAAAGAGGAUUCAUACCGACUGCAGCCGGGAUCUGCCAGGAUCUUAUAAUAUUUGGCUCUCGCAUUGGCUCACUCUCGCUGCACAGACUGGACCAAAGCAGGGGAGGCUUCCGAAGAGUAGCCCACGCCAGCCGCCCUGGCCAGAAAGAUUCGGUCUCCAGCAUCGUACCCUUACCUGCAAGGACCGGUCUACCCUGUCCCUACUUCCUGACGACUUCUCGAGACGGCCGCUACAGGAUUUACGAAACUACCAAGCAGGCUUGUGGGUCUGACGAUGCCGUCAGCCUCUCUCUCCGCCACGAAGCCGUCCCGCCGCUGGGGCCCAUCAUCGAAAGAGGCUUCUUCACCACCACGACCUCCGAUCCGGGCUCGAAGCCACAUCUCAUCCUCUGCGGCUUUCGCAGCAGGGAAUUUGUAGUGUGGGACGAGACGACGCAGCAGGAGCUCGCCAAUGUCGAGUGCGGCGGCGGCCACCGUGCCUUCACCUUCCACGUCGACCCGGCCUCGCCCGAGAGGGUCUCAUUCAUAUGGACCAGGGCGUCACGCACCUGUGUCUACAUGCAGGAUGGCGUUUCGAAGCGCUCGCUCAAGCCGGGCGGCCACGGGAGGGAGAUCAAGGCGGCGGGGGCGGCGGCAAAGGGAGGGCUCCUGGCGACGGGGGCGGAGGACACAAACAUCCGGAUAUGGCGGGUCGACAGCAGUAACCGAGCCAGCCGAGGGCCGAGCCCGGGGCUGAGCUGCCUGGCCGUCGUGGAGAGGCACACGAACGGCAUCCAGUGCCUGAGAUGGACGGGUGAGAACUACCUGGUCAGCAGCGGCGGGGGCGAGGAGAUGUUUAUCUGGAGGGUCGCACAGCUGGAGCACACGGCGUAUGAGGGCAUCACGGUGCUGUGCGAGGGGGUAUAUCCCGACAAGACGCGCGACGGGGACCUGCGCAUAAUGAGCUUUGACGUACAGACCGUGAGCGCGGUCGACGAUGGCGGGGACAAGGGCGGCGAGGUUCUUUGUCUGUCGCUGGUAUUGUCCAACUCGACGCUCAAGACGUACCGGUACUCCAAGGACGAGGGGUUUGCGCUUCUGGCCCAGGGCCGCUACACCGGCGCUUGCCUGAUGCAGAUCCGGCACCUCCAUGUCCAGCCGGAGUCUGGCGGGCCCUGGGGCCUGCACGUCCUGACGGCGUCCACAGAUGGGCAUCUCGCCGUCUGGAAGGCGACGAGCAUAGCGACGACGCCCGGACAGAUGCCAGCCGCCGAGUACGAGCUGCUCGAGACGCAGCGGCUACACCAGAGCGGCAUCAAAGGCAUCGACCUGAGAGCACUCAGCCACCCGGGGUCCUCCCGGGGGUCGUAUGCCGUGCUCACCGGCGGCGACGACAACGCCAUCGGAUACGCCCGCCUUGACUGGACGGCAGGCGCGGAGUUCAGGAUCACGUCCCGGUCGCUGGUGAGCGGGGCGCACGCUGCCGCCAUCACAGGCCUCUGCAUCACCAGGGUCGACUCGGGCGGGGGCGCGGCCGGCCCGUGUCGAGUUAUGCUGUGCACCGCCAGCAACGACCAGAGGGUCCGGGCCUGGGUGGCUGCGGUCGGGGCCGGGGGCGCCCUGGGGAAGGUGUCACUGGUGGGCGACCGGUACAGCGCCGUGGCCGACUGUGGGGACCUCGAGCAGGUGGGCGAGGGCAGGGUGGUCGCCGUCGGGGUUGGGAUGGAGCUUUGGGGUGUAUAGAUCAGUCUUGACUGCGCGUUCACCCUGUUGUUGGCUGGCAUGUUAUGGACCUUAGACAGCCCUUACUAGACCCCUUGCAUUUAUUUGCCCCUGUUCCUCCUGUAGAUACAUGUUGCUCAGCUUCACGAUAUCCGGGCUCGUGCACCAGGCCGAUGCAACCCAUGCCAUGGGGCCUGGCGCACAAGAGCAUGUGGCUCGAGAGCCAGAGUUUCCACAGCCCUGGGCCCCAAGCAGCUGCAAGUGCUGCGGUAUACUGUAUACAACUUUACCGUGGACUUGGCUGCAGGUGAGGCGAAAGCUACAAGUGUGUAUUACAGUCCGCACACGAGCGCACACGCUCAACCCGCAGACGGCCGGUUGAUCUGCACGGCCCAAGUACGGCCCCCGGCUGAUGGAGUUGGGGCAAGGAUGUCCCCGUGGCGGCGAGGUGAAUGACUCUCCGUGUGCUCCCAUGACAGAUCGAGGGCAAGAGGUUGUACUCCGUAGUCCGUUGGCACGUCGCCGGUUGAAACCGUCCGCCCGAGCUGCCAGCAGCGGGUGGCUUGCCUUGUACGGCUGGCUGGCGCUCUGUGGCUUGCCUCUCUGUCUGCGGGCAAGAUAAGAUGGACGGCAUUGAAUUUCAAUGCGGUGCUCCCCUCCCCCUCCCCCCUCAAGGCCUUGUUCAUGUGGCCAAGCCCAUAGGCCCGCUUGGCGCUGUUCCUGGCGACGAUGGCCUUCUAAUAAUAAGGCUGGGGGACGGAGCGGAGUUGGUGCCAAACGAGCAAGCCGGACGAUAUCCCCACAAAACGAUCAUUGGGGGCGCAUGUUGCAUUGCCAGACAGACCAUUGUUGGGUUGGUGGUGGCUCGUCCGCACCGGCGCAGGGAACGGACUGAAG